UAAUUCGCGGCGGCGGCCAGCCAUGAGCUGUUUGGAUGUUAUGUACCAAGUCUACGGUCCUCCCCAGCCCUACUUCGCGGCAGCCUACAGCCCCUAUCACCAGAAACUCGCCUUUUACUCCAAAAUGCAAGAAGCCCCGGAGAGCGGCAGCAGCGCCAGCGCCAGCAGCUCCUUCUCCAGCCACCCCGCGGCCAGCAUCAAGGAGGAGGACUGCAGCCCCGAGAAGGAGCGACCCCCCGAGGCCGAGUACAUCAACUCCCGCUGCGUCCUCUUCACCUACUUCCAGGGGGACAUCAGCGCCGUGGUGGACGAGCACUUCAGCCGGGCCCUCAGCCAGCCCAGCAGCUUCUCGCUGGGCAGCGCGAAGGCAGCGCGGAACGCCGGCUCCUGGCGGGACGGCUCCUUCCCGAUGAGCCAGCGCAGCUUCCCACCAUCCUUCUGGAACAGCACGUACCAGCCCUCCUCGGUCCCAGCCACCCUGAGCAGCCCCCUGGCAGCUGCCGCCCACAGCGAGCUGCCCUUCGCCGCCGCCGCCGCCGCCGACCCCUACGCGCCGGCCUCUCUGCACAGCCACCUGCACCAGGGUGGCCCCGAGCCCUGGCACCAUGCCCACCACCACCACCACCACCACCACCACCACCCUUACAUCGGGACGCAGAGCACCGCCUACCCCCGCCCCGCCGCCAUGCACGAGGUCUACGGGCCCCACUUCGACCCCCGCUACGGCUCGCUCCUGGUGCCCACCGCCUCCGUCCGCCCCCACCGCCUCACCCCCGCCUCCGUGCCCACGCCGGUCAGCCCCCCCUGCGAACUGGGCAAGAGCGAGGCGGGCGCCGCCGCGGCCUGGACGACGCCGGGACCCUUCCCCAACGCGGCGGGGGAGAUGAGCCUCGGCCUCAACGUGGACACAGGUAAAGAGCUGCCCGCCGUCCUUUCUUCUUCCUUUUUUUUUUCUUCUCUCCGUUCUCAGGUUUGCAGCCUCAGGAUAAAAGCAAGGAUCUAUACUGGUUUUAGAGCUGUCCUUCACUCUUCUUCCCCUGGCUCUCCCCUGUAGAUCUCUGCCUGUUAGACAUGGUGGCAUUCAGAGCUGAAAUCGGGUCAGUUUGUAACAGCUUCUGAUCUUGGUUUGCAGCUCGCCGUUACUCCUUCUGUGGUGGAUCCCUUCUGAGCUGAUGUGCUGACUCAAAGACUCUCAGAUCCCCCCUUGCCCUUUUCCAAGCCCACCGUGGCCCGGCAGCUCGGGGAAAGACAACGGGACUUAAAAGGACCCGGCAUUGCAAGGACGGUACUUUAGACUUAUUUCGGAGAGGAAAAUCCUUCUGUUGCAAGAGGAGAGCCAAAGACGUUGAACUUCUAUUUAAGCAGACCCCACAGCCAGAACUUCAGUCAGACUACUCUAAAAGAGUCAAAUGAUGUCAUGGAUGGUGAUGCAAAACCACUGGCCUUCGUACAGGGCACAGAGGAAAUCAUGGGGGGUUUUUUUUAGUGGUGUGAAUAUUUUUUUAUGGCAGUAAAAAUUAUUUCUCGAAUGCAAACAUGGGAAAGCUACUUAGCAGUUUUGAACUGGAUUUUUACUUUACAUUAUAGAAAAGUAAAAGGAGAAGAAACUGGAACUCACUAACAUUUUCGGGCUAUCAAGGAACUGGUCAGAUUUUUCAGCUUUGUGGUUGUGAGUGGCAAGUGUCUGGCCGGGGCCACCUGCCCCGGGCUUACAGAGAUGCAGCUGUUCCACGCACAACUGCUCAAACCCCAGAAAGACGAAAACCAAGGUGGCACUUCUCAGAGUUUGGCACAACAUUUGCAUUGGAUAUAUAACGGUUGUUUGGUUGUGGUUUUUUUUUUUUUUGUUGGGUUUUUUUUGUUUUGUUUUGGUUUUUUUUACAAGAAACAUUUCUGGUGAAAGUAAACCCCUCUUAAAGCAGGGGGAGGAAGGAAACCCGUGAAGAACGGCUCGCCCUCAAUCCAACAGCCUUUAAGGGGAACACCAGAAGGAAAGGCACGUGGUGGACAAUAGGUCUGAGUUGCCUCUAACAUUUCUCUUUGUCUACUUGUUGCUGUCAUUUUGUCACUUUAAUAGUUGUUUUGUUUGGGGUUUUUUUGAAAGAGGGAAUAAGAUAUCUAUUUAACAGUAGGAAAGCUGCAUUAAAGGUAUCUCCUUCUUUCACCCUGUGUGCUUUUAUGAAGAAUUAAAGCUAAAUAAGAGAAAUGAGGCAAACUGGAAACUUCAGGAUGAAAUAGGAAAAAUACCUGUCGUGUGGAUGAAGUGAGUUAUUUUAUUACUUUGCAUUAAAGAUAAAUAGAAAUCCUAGCAGUUGAAAAUAUUUUCUUAGUAAAAAAUACAGUGAUAAAUACAAAAGAUAAGAAAAUGCAAGAUUGUUGCAAUGCUACAUUUUAGUGUACGGUGUAUCUGUAAGAUGGGUUAAAGUAAGAGGGCUGCUCCAUAAUAACAGAUGUUUCUUUGUGAAGCUGAUAGAAGAGAGGACUGUAGCAUUUAGCAUUGCUAUUGCACUGGUAAAUUAAAAUGCUAUUACAGGGUGAUGAAUAAUUAAUGAAACAGUGCAGAAAUGGCAAAUUCACCCUCUACUCUAAAAGCUGACUUUUUUACAGGCAAAACAUUUGAUCCCAACACUACCAUGUUUUGGUUUUUUUCUGUUUUUUCUUAAUGUAAUGUCUUUCAAGGCUGACAAAGUUCAAUGCAUGUAAGAGAAGAGUCCUAACAUUACCCCUCUGACACCAGGAGAAGCAGUAGAAAAUGGACUUUUGUGUUGUGAUGAGAGUUUUUACCUUCCGACACUCUCACAUAAUCUGGCAUAAUGUUCACCAUGUGUCAGAAAUGGAGUUAUGAAUAACCCAAACUUGCUUCUUCUAGGUUUCAGCUCAGCAAUAACUCUGUUUCUGGGAAAGAAUAGGAAUCCUGAUAGUGAGAGUAUGAUAAAGCAGCGUGAGUAAAUACUGUGCGAAGCUGGCAAGGAGCAAUAUGUGCAGAGCAUCCCUGGCCAGAGCUUGGCAAAUGGCAGGAGGUGACUUGCUGGGAUUCCUUCAGCCAGACCCUGAGCAUUUCGCCCUCAGCCUCCAAUUAGCCAGAGCUCAGACAAGCUGUAAAGGGCAAGGGAAGGACUCCAGAAUUUAUAUUACCAGUUAAACCAAAAAUGUUCUGAGGCAUCUAUCAAGAAAGAAGGCAGCAGUACUUUGCAGGAGAAAAGUAACUAAAAAUAGCAUUUAACUUUAUUGCUGCAGAGGCUUGGAGAUAACAGGAUCGUUCCGUGAGUGUUUGCCUGCAGGUUUUUUUUAGGCUGUUUUUAA
Messenger RNA from Aquila chrysaetos chrysaetos, 3303 nucleotides. It is a transcript of the gene VGLL2, whose product is annotated as vestigial like family member 2. The transcript has 4 exons. NCBI's taxonomy places the organism in Eukaryota, Metazoa, Chordata, Aves, Accipitriformes, Accipitridae. The record is from RefSeq and is a predicted model, not a curated record. Gene Ontology annotation, cellular component: nucleus. Gene Ontology annotation, biological process: regulation of transcription by RNA polymerase II. Bases 23 to 1054 code for a protein of 343 amino acids.